Molecule: messenger RNA, 663 nt
Organism: Closterium sp. Naga37s-1
Lineage: Eukaryota; Viridiplantae; Streptophyta; Zygnematophyceae; Desmidiales; Closteriaceae
Source: the annotation of a GenBank genome assembly
AUGCGCUACGACAAUCACGUCACGUUAGCUUCCGCCGGCGCCGGCGAUGCAUCUGCAGCAUCAGAGCCGAUGGAGAUGGAGGAUUGCUCUCACCACCGUCAACUACUUCUAGCAAGAGCCGCAGCAGCAGCCGCCGUUCCAGCGAGCACUACCACCGCGACCACUGACAGUGCUUCCGCCGACGGCGCCACCGGCAGUGCCGGCAUUGCCGCCCGCAUGCUGCCGUUCGCAACGGCGCCGCUGGAAUCAGUAUACGCGGUCGCGCGGGAGGAGCUCGGCCGGGGGGAGUUCGGCGUCGUCCGGACGUGCAUGCAGCGCGCGACGGGGCAGCUUCUAGCGUGCAAGUCCGUCGACAAGGCGCGGCUACGCGAGGGCGAGCGCGCGGGCGACUUGGAAAUGGAGCUCCUCUGCAUGGGCGCACUUCCGCCGCAUCCGCACGUGGUGCAGCUCGCGAGCGUGCACGAGGACGCGCGCGACGUGCACCUCGUCAUGGUUGCUAUUACCCGUGGCCCUAUGGCUCCUCCGAGUGGUCUUUUUCACUUUAAUGCUAUUGAGGAGGAGUCGGCAGGACCACAGAUGUCAGCAGCAGCACCAACGCACAGAAAGUACAGUACACCAUCUCUUGCGUACGGGCUCGUUAUCCGACUCUUGAUCUCUUCAUGA